CGGCUCGGCUCGGACCCCGCCGGAGCGCUCCCUGCCGCCUCCUCGCCGAGGCCCGCACCCUCCCCGCCGCGCCUCACCCCGCCAUGCGCCAGCGGCGGCCGGCGGCGUCUCCAUGGGGCCGAGUCCCGGGGUCAAGGCCGGCGGCGCCUUUAUAUGGGGCGGCGCGCUGGCAGGUGGUGGUGAGGCACUGACGCGGAAGCGGGCAAGGGGCGGGGCCGUCCCGGGAGACCGCCCCGGGGGCGGGGCUGCCUCGCCCUUUCCUGCUCCGCUCCUCGCGUCGCGGCCCCGCCCCCGCGGCCGCUGCGCGCCGGACGGGGCCCAAGCGGGGGUCAGAGCCUCAAGGCUGCGGCGGCGACGAGCUCCGAGCGGGACACUGAACGGCCCGUAUGCGCAAGAUAAGCACGGACUGAAUCAGGUACACGCACCUGCCGGGGACGCACUGACCGAGGUGCGGACGGCGGUACCAGGACAGGUAAAGCCGCGAACCCUCGGACCUAAGAACUUGACAGGUACACCCUGCCUGAUGAAGCUACGUACGGCCAGGUGCCCAUCGAGUGAAUCAGGGUGAGAACCUACUUCUUCAUAAAGAGAAUUUGGAGGGAGCUUUUUGUUCUGCGGGGACAACAUCUGGAUUUGAAUACAUCCAUGCUCAAAAGGAGAUUUCUCAUAAUGGAGCCAACUGAAAGCACUCAGAGUACAAGGACCGGUGAGCUUUCAAAAGGAGACACUUUGGGAGACUCGCCAGGGGCCCUCGUAUCCCCGGCAGCACGAGUUUUGGAGGUCAGUGGAGGGCUCUCGCAUCAUGCAUGUAACUUUCAUACUCAAAGACUUACCUUCAUCCUCCAUCCCUCACCCACCUGCAGAAACUUGGGGCUUGAAUUCAUUUAAAAACAUUUGUGGUUUCAGAAGCCUUCUUUUUAUUAUGAAGCUGCCAAGGAGAUCUUAGAAUGAAAGGCAUUUUUAGAGAUGAGAAAGAAGGAAGCCAGGCCAAGGCCGGGCCGGCUCUCAGCCGUGGGUCUGUAAAGGUGACACGUGGGACAUGGCCACCUGCAGACCCUGCAGGCGGCUGGGCAGAGGCACCCACAGGGACCUGGGUUUGAAUCCCUGCUCUGCCAGUCAUUUCCACAGCGAUCUUGGGGGAAGUUGUGUAACCUCUGGGCCCUGCGACGCCCUUUCCUGGAGCCUGGAGCUGGAACGAAGCCCCUUGGAGCCCUGACAUCAGAGGUGACGCUAGUCUUCGCAGGCAAUGACUCGGCGGAAUGUGAUGCCACUCCCUAACCCGUGUCCGGGCUGGCAGAGUGUGUGCCGCCUCCCACCAGGUGGUCUGGCUGCUUUGAUGGAUCUCCUAACUUCUCUGCACCCCAGAGCCCUCAGUGCUGGCCAGACCUUCACUCACUCCUGGGUGACAACCCCGUUCUCAGAUAGCGGGUCCCACAGGCUGGCCUAUGGCGCCCCCUGCUGGUGACUGCAGGGAGAAGGAUGCCCUAAGCCAAAGGAAGUCCUUCCUGGGGUCUAAUCUCUACCUUUUGCAUGAUGAGGCAGCUGAGGUGGCUCGCUUUCUCCUCCACCCCAGAAAAUAAAGUCAUAUGGAGUCCAA
Molecule: messenger RNA, 1597 nt
Organism: Pan troglodytes (chimpanzee)
Lineage: Eukaryota; Metazoa; Chordata; Mammalia; Primates; Hominidae
Exons: 2
Coding region: 113-568 (151 amino acids)
Source: RefSeq, a predicted model, not a curated record